This is a messenger RNA of Acanthosepion pharaonis, 2001 nucleotides long. The record is from the annotation of a GenBank genome assembly. Lineage: Eukaryota; Metazoa; Mollusca; Cephalopoda; Sepiida; Sepiidae.
AUGACCACAAACUUUUUAAGACUUGACACCUUUAGCAUAAAUUUGUUCUGCUAUCAUUGGCAAAAAUCAAUCUGUCAUAGCUACAAAUAUAGAUGGUUUGUACUCACUACUGAAGCAUUAAGUUAUUAUGAUGGCACCAUUGAGAAACGAGGUAACAGGAAAGGUGAAAUCCUUGUUGACACAAUACGUGGAAUUGAAGAGGUUGACAACCUCUCGUUAGACUUAAAUAACAAUGUCUUUCAGGUGGUUUAUCUGGAAUCUAAUGACUGCUACACUUUGUACAUUGUAGCUGAAACAAAAAGGCAAAGAGAAACAUGGAUUAAAAUGCUUAGAGAUGUGUGCAAAGGCAAAUGCUCAUCAUUUUUUUCAAAGUACCAUCCAGGAGUAUGGACAAAGAGUUUGGAUAAGUACACAUGCUGUGAUCAAAUAGAUCGAAAAGCACCAGGAUGUGAAUUGUCAUUUACUGAAAGACAUGAUGAUAUGCCAUCUGUUGGUAAGCAUCAUGGUUAUACUGCAAAUCCUACAUCUGAAAACACUGAAAAGACUUAUAUUGCUAUAUAUAAUUUCAAGCCUAUGGCUGAAGGUGAUCUUCAACUUUUUAAGGGCGAGCGAUAUGAAGUUCUAGAUAACUCCCUUGAACAUUGGUGGGUUGCAAAAAAUAAAAAUGGCCAUACUGGAUACAUUCCAUCAACUUAUGUGAGAAAAUUAUGUGAUUUAGAAAUAUACGACUGGUAUUAUAAAGAUAUAACCCGACAAAAAUGUGAAGAAUAUUUAUUAAAUGAUGGACGAGAUGGUUGUUUUAUGGUGCGAGAUUCAACAACGAAUAAAAUCUUCUAUACCGUAUCUUUAUAUGCCAAUGGCAAGCCAAGGCACUACCUUAUAAAACAAAUAGAUGGAAAGUUCUAUUUAGCAGAAAGAUGUUACUUCAGCACUGUUCCAGAACUCAUUAAUUAUCACAAACAUAAUGCAGCAGGUCUUGAAACAAGAUUGCGUUUUCCUCCUCGUCAUGGUCAAAAGACUGCUCCAACAACAGCAGGUUUUGGGCAUGAUCAUUGGGAGAUUGACCCUUCAGAACUAGUGAAAGGCAAGGAGUUAGGCACUGGGUGUUUUGGUACGGUAUAUGAGGCUUGGUGGAAAGACAACAUUGUGGCUAUAAAACUCAUGAAGCCUGGUUCAAUGUCUGAAGACAGUUUUAUUGAAGAAGCAAAAACAAUGACUCAACUGAGUCAUCCAAAUCUGGUACAACUCUAUGGUGUGGUCACCAAACAACAACCUCUUAUAAUCAUCACAGAAUUCAUGAAGCAUGGGUCAUUAUGGCAGUUUUUAAAAAGCAAAGUGCCUGGAAUUUUAAAUGAAACAGAAAGAUUGAUAAUGUUUUGUGUUGAUGUUUGCAAAGGAAUGAAAUAUUUAGAAUCUAGAAAAUGUAUCCAUCGAGAUUUGGCAGCAAGAAACUGUUUGGUUGGUCAGAAUUAUGUUGUUAAAGUUGGAGAUUUUGGCCUGGCACGGCAUGUAAUUGAUGAUGAAUAUUCAAGUUCUUAUGGGGCCAAAUUCCCAAUCAAAUGGGCUGCUCCAGAAGUCCUUAAAUACACCAAAUUCAGCAGUAAAUCAGAUGUAUGGGCCUUUGGUGUUCUUAUAUGGGAGAUAUUUUCUGGAGGAGAAUUACCAUUUGCUAACAUGUCCAAUGCUGAAGUUGUUGAAAUUAUUUGUAAUAAGGAUGAACGUCUUAAGAAACCUAAAGCUUGCCCACAUUCAGUCUUCACUCAAAUGAUGAACUAUUGGGCUCAGAAAGCAGAAGAUCGGCCUUCUUUUAAAAAUAUUCUUUCUUGUCUUCUGGAAAUUUUGGAAACCUUUAAGCUAAAAUGUUCUUUUAUGGUUGGAGUCCCUUCUUCAGGCAGUAAAUUACAGAAUGCUGAUGAAGCACUUGUCUCCCUCUCUCUUUCAUCACAGAGACUUUCAAUUCUUCCACUUUGCAAUUUCAUCAGGACACUGACUAUCUACUAG